Molecule: messenger RNA, 4626 nt
Organism: Sorex araneus (European shrew)
Lineage: Eukaryota; Metazoa; Chordata; Mammalia; Eulipotyphla; Soricidae
Gene: ITPKA
Product: inositol-trisphosphate 3-kinase A
Exons: 7
Coding region: 82-1464 (460 amino acids)
Biological process (GO): inositol phosphate biosynthetic process
Cellular component (GO): cytoplasm; nucleus
Molecular function (GO): inositol-1,4,5-trisphosphate 3-kinase activity; inositol tetrakisphosphate kinase activity
Source: RefSeq, a predicted model, not a curated record
CCGAGCCGGGGGCGCCCAGCGUCUCCAGUCCCCGCCGUGCCGCGGGCUGGUGGGCUCCGCAGCGGCUCCUGCGCGGGAGAGAUGACCCUGCCCGGGGGUCCGACGGGCAUGGCGAGGCCGGUGGGCGCGGGGCACUGCAGCCCCGGGCUGGAGCGGGCCCCGCGCCGGAGCGUCGGGGAGCUGCGCCUGCUCUUCGAGGCGCGCUGCGCGGCGGUCGCUGCGGCCGCCGCCGCGGGGGAGCCCCGGGCCCGCGGGGCCAAGCGGCGUGGGGGGCAAGUCCCCAACGGGCUUCCGCGGGCUCCCCCGGCCCCGGUGAUCCCGCAGCUGACCGUGACAGCCGAGGAGCCGGAUGUCCCCCCGGCCAGCCCCGGGCCGCCCGAGCCCGAAAAGGGCUGGCUCCCCACUGCCGGCUCGUCGCACCUGCAGCAGCCGCGCCGCCUCUCCACCUCGUCCGUCUCCUCCACGGGCUCGUCGCUGCCCGAGGACUCGGAGGACGAUCUGCUGAGCGACAGCGAGAGCCGGAGCCGCGGCAACGUGCAGCUGGAAGCCAGCGAGGACGUGGGUCAGAAAAGCCACUGGCAGAAGAUCCGGACCAUGGUAAACCUGCCCGUCAUGAGCCCCUUCAAGAAGCGCUACUCCUGGGUGCAGCUGGCGGGCCACACGGGGAGCUUCAAGGCGGCGGGCACCAGCGGGCUGAUCCUCAAGCGCAGCUCGGAGCCCGAGCGCUCGUGCCUGGCGCGGCUCAUGGCCGACGCGCUGCGCGGCUGCGUGCCCGCCUUUCACGGCGAGGUGGAGCGCGACGGCGAGAGCUACCUGCAGCUGCAGGACCUGCUGCACGGCUUCGACGGGCCCUGCGUCCUCGACUGCAAGAUGGGCGUCAGGACUUAUCUGGAAGAGGAGCUGACCAAAGCUCGCGAGCGGCCCAAGCUGCGCAAGGACAUGUACAAGAAGAUGCUGGCGGUGGACCCCGCGGCGCCCACCGAAGAGGAGCACGCGCAGCGCGCCGUCACCAAGCCGCGCUACAUGCAGUGGCGCGAAGGCAUCAGCUCCAGCACCACGCUCGGGUUCCGCAUCGAGGGCAUCAAGAAAGCCGACGGCUCCUGCAGCACCGACUUCAAGACCACGCGCAGCCGGGAACAGGUGCUUCACGUCUUCCAGGAGUUUGUGGAAGGGGAUGCAGAAGUGUUGCGGAGAUAUCUGAACCGCCUGCUGCAGAUCCGGGACACCCUGGAGGUCUCUGAGUUCUUUCGGCGGCACGAGGUGAUCGGCAGCUCGCUCCUCUUUGUGCACGACCACUGCCAUCGCGCUGGCGUGUGGCUCAUCGACUUCGGGAAGACCACGCCCCUCCCCGAUGGCCAGACCCUGGACCACCGGCGGCCCUGGGAAGAGGGCAACCGCGAGGACGGCUAUUUGCUGGGGCUGGACAAUCUCAUUGGCAUCCUGGCCAGCCUGGCUGAGAGAUGAGGCUGUGCCCCCGUCUCGCUGGAAGGGCGGGUCUGGCAGAAGGACUGUGGUGGCAGAGUACCUGUUGUGCAUGCGGGAGAGACUGAACCCCGCCGUGCGGGCUGUUUGUGUGGUCCUGCAAGGCCAGGUGCCAACCACGAUGGACAUACUGCUCCAAGGGCAGGGCUGGGGGGCUGGCACCCAUACAAGCCCCAGCUUUUCCAGAGCCGAUGACACUAAAGGAGAGGGUGGGGGGUGGGAGAGGGUGGGACAGUGGGGUCACUGGGCUUCAUCUUCAGUCUGGCCCCUUUGAGGGGGCUGAGCACCAUUCCAGAGAGGUCAGGUUUUAUUUUGCAGACACUAGAUUUAUCGUUCUAACCUCUCACACUACAGUGGAGUCCCUAUCCCAAUAAAACCAAGGCACCAGUUUUGGCAACCCAAGGCUUCAUCCCCUCCCUCCUAUCCCCUUUCUUAGCUCCCUGGCAUCCUUCCAGUCCUCCUAGCUCCCUGAAAGGUAGAAAAAAAGCACGUGUUGUUUUUUUUUUUAAUUUUUAAAGUUAAUUUCUUUUUGAGGAGCUCUUUAUUAGGGGCAUCAGUCGGACUGGGGGCUGCCCAGGUGAAGAGCCCCUGUGAAGGGGAGAGAACAGUUCAGAGGAUUCAACUCCCCAGCACACUUGGAGGGGUGGCCUUAAUCGGGGCUUCCCCGGGAGGCCUGGGCUGCUUUCCAGUGUGGUGCUGCCUAGCACCUGGGCAGGCCCGGGCAUGCAGCCCCAACUGCAGGGGACAGGGGCAACAGAACAACAAGCAACUGGAGGCCCGGCAUGGCACGGCGGGUAGCUGCUGUCCUCACCACCAUCACAGGCCUCACCCCCCAGGGCCCUCAAGCACCCAGGAAUCAUAAGGAGGAUUCUAAAUUUUCUGCCAUUGGAGACCCUUGGAUUUUGAGGGGCUUGUGGUCAGAGGAGAGUAAGGAACAAUGCAGCCUCCUCACCAGCUCUUCAAGCCCCCCAGAUUCAGAUCUGGGCCCUGUGGGCAUGGGAUCCCCCCAUGGACCUGCCACCCUUCCCCCCACACCCAUGCUGAAGCCCUUUUCCCAUCUAGGGUGAUUCCCACGCUACUGGUUGCAUGAAUUUAGCACAUCAGCACCUGGUACUGGGAGGUGAGGAUGCAGGGGCAUUUGGUUUAUGAUAGCCCAUCUGAUAGGAUGGUCAGGCUUCGGGGCAGAUCCGAGUGAGGAUGAUUGAUGCAAUGCCCCAAGAUGCUGUCCUUGGCUGGGGGUGGGGGUGGGGCAGGGAAAUAGGACAUUGGGUAAGGAAGAGAGGCAUUUGCCUUGAACCACUUUGAUCCCUGGCACCCUGGAGCCCCACCAAGAAUAAUCCCUGAGCAUAGAGCUGGGAGUAAGCCCUGAGCAUCACCACGUAAGGUCUCCCCAAAAAAAUUCUGUUGGAAGGGGGUCAGAGAGAUGACUCAAAAGACUGGAGUGCAUGCAUUUCUCAGGAUACCCAAGUUGGAUUCCUGGGACCACAGAACCAGGAGGGAACCCCUGAGCACCUCAGUCAUGCCCCUCCCAAAAAAAGUUCCUUGGGGAGAGGGCCUCUCUUCCACAGAGAACACAUCAUUUUGUGCAGGUCUUAGGAACAUGAGGGCAUUUCUAUGUGGGCCCCAAGGGAGAAAGGAAAACUCUAGAGCUGACAUUGGGGGACAGUGGGCCUGUCCCCACUUUAUUGUGGGCCUGGGGACAGAGAGGCCAGCACUGGGCCAGUCACUUCCCCGCCGGAAGUAGUGGAGAUUGGGACUGAUUCAUGGUGGAGGUUAGAACCCAGGAGCAUCGCCCCCACAGGUCUGGCCACAUCCUGCCAGAGAUGAAAGGAACAGUAGCUAGUGCUCCCCCUGCCCAGCCCACCUGCCUGCCCCCUUCCGCCAGGAUUCCUCCCACUCCAUGGCCUGUAAUGGGAACUGUGGGCACUCUAUCUGCAGGACCCAGAUGAGUGUACCAAUGCCCUACAGGGAGCAGGGGCUUGAAUCAGCCCCUGGGCCUCCUUAGAUCCCACCCCAGUGCAGGGGUGUGGGAGUGGGGAAUGCUUGAAUCAUCCCUGCUUGCUGUGUACUUCAUCCCCGCACACUGGAAGGAGGCUGAGUCUCAUGGCAGCCACUGCAGUCAUCAUCAGAGUCAGAGAACCUGUGGGAGGGGGCAGAUUUCUGGGGAAAGAAAGGCGCCUCCAGGGGAAGCUCCUCUGUUACAGGCCCAGCCUCCGCUAUGUCCAUGGUUCCAUGCUGCUCCCCCCUUCUAGACUAAUGCAGCCUCGCCCUCCUCAGAACCAUUAAGAGUUUACACCUCCCAUGGCAAUCAUCACUUUGAGAGAUAUAUAUAGAUAUCGAGCUAUAGAAAUAUUGCCAUGUAGGGCUCCCUUCCCACACGAAGUCACUAGUGGCGAGGCCUCCUCGGAAGCAGAGCUGUGUGGAUGUGCUCCAGUGCCUUUUUGAUACCACGUUCUUGGCUCUAAGAUCAGAGUGCCCCAGCCCACACAGUCCACUCCUGUGAUCUUGGAACUGAUGCGUACUAAGUUCUGAAGAAUGGUGCAGCCUGGACUGGUGCAAAGGCUGAGUUUAUACGGUUGGUAUCCUGGUGCAUCCUGGCACCACCUGGAGGGCUGGGACCUUCCCCUCCAGUUUCUGUUCCAGUGGCUUGGAAAGAGGCUAGAAUGAGUGUUUCUGUCUAUUUUAGGUGGAGGGCCACACUCCCAGAGACACGGGGCUACUCCCCACUCAAGAAGCAAAGCAUUAGGCCAAGAGAGCCACUUCCCCAGACAGAGAAUCUCCCCUCCCACCAGCCUUUUAUUUUUUUUCUUUUUGGUCACACCUGGUGAUGUUUAGAGUUUACUCCUGGCUCUGCACUCAGGAAUUACUCCUGGCAGUGCUGGUUAGGGGACCAUAUGGGGUGGCGGGAUGGCGGGGAUUGAACCCGACAGAGUGCAGGCAAAUGCCGUAUUGUACUAUCACUCAGACCCCCAGAAUCUCCAUUUCUUUUGUUUGUUUGUUUGGUUUGGGGGCCACAUUUGAUUGUGCUCUAAGGUCAGUCCUGGUGGAGUCUAGGGGAUCACAUAUAACACAGGGGGCUUGACUGGCACCUGACCUGCUGUACUAUCAUUCCACUUGGAGAAAAUUUGCAUUUUUAACAACUGA